UUUUUCCCAGAGGGUUUCUGCAGCAUGGGUCCUGGUUGGACGGCAGGCAUUCUGCUCUGAUUUUUCCUGUUGCCUGGCUAGUGACCCCCUACAGGAAGAUAACGGCUAAGCCAGGAGGGCGGAGCAGCCCACUACACAUGUCUGGCUGCUCUUAUCAACUUAUCAUAUAAGGAAAGGAAAGUGAUUGAUUCGGAUACUGACACUGUAGGAUCUGGGGAGUGAGGAACAAAGGACCGUGAAAGCUGCUCUGUAAAAGCUGACACAGCCCUCCCAAGUGAGCAGGACUGUUCUUCCCACUGCAAUCUGACAGUUUACUGCAUGCCUGGAGAGAACACAGCACUAAAAACCAGGUUUGCUACUGGAAAAAGAGGAAAGAGAAGACUUUCAUUGACGGACCCAGCCAUGGCAGCGUAGUAGCCCUGCGUUUUAGACGGCAGCAGCUCGGGACUCUGGACGUGUGUGUGCCUUCAAGUUUGCUAAGCUGCUGGCUUAUUACUGAAGAAAGAAUGUGGCAGAUUGUUUUCUUUACUCUGAGCUGUGAUCUUGUCUUGGCCGCAGCCUAUAACAACUUUCGGAAGAGCAUGGACAGCAUAGGAAAGAAGCAAUAUCAGGUCCAGCAUGGGUCCUGCAGCUACACUUUCCUCCUGCCAGAGAUGGACAACUGCCGCUCUUCCUCCAGCCCCUACGUGUCCAAUGCUGUGCAGAGGGACGCGCCGCUCGAAUACGAUGACUCGGUGCAGAGGCUGCAAGUGCUGGAGAACAUCAUGGAAAACAACACUCAGUGGCUAAUGAAGCUUGAGAAUUAUAUCCAGGACAACAUGAAAAAAGAAAUGGUAGAGAUACAGCAGAAUGCAGUACAGAACCAGACGGCUGUGAUGAUAGAAAUAGGGACAAACCUGUUGAACCAAACAGCGGAGCAAACGCGGAAGUUAACUGAUGUGGAAGCCCAAGUAUUAAAUCAGACCACGAGACUCGAACUUCAGCUCUUGGAACACUCCCUCUCGACAAACAAAUUGGAAAAACAGAUUUUGGACCAGACCAGUGAAAUAAACAAAUUGCAAGAUAAGAACAGUUUCCUAGAAAAGAAGGUGCUAGCUAUGGAAGACAAGCACAUCAUCCAACUACAGUCAAUAAAAGAAGAGAAAGAUCAGCUACAGGUGUUAGUAUCCAAGCAAAAUUCCAUCAUUGAAGAACUAGAAAAAAAAAUAGUGACUGCCACGGUGAAUAAUUCAGUUCUUCAAAAGCAGCAACAUGAUCUCAUGGAGACAGUUAAUAACUUACUGACUAUGAUGUCCACAUCAAACUCAGCGAAGGACCCCACUGUUGCUAAAGAAGAACAAAUCAGCUUCAGAGACUGUGCUGAAGUAUUCAAAUCAGGACACACAACGAAUGGCAUCUACACGUUAACAUUCUCUAAUUCUACAGAAGAGAUCAAGGCCUACUGUGACAUGGAAGCUGGAGGAGGCGGGUGGACAAUUAUUCAGCGACGUGAGGAUGGCAGCGUUGAUUUUCAGAGGACUUGGAAAGAAUAUAAAGUGGGAUUUGGUAACCCUUCAGGAGAAUACUGGCUGGGAAAUGAGUUUGUUUCGCAACUGACUAAUCAGCAACGCUAUGUGCUUAAAAUACACCUUAAAGACUGGGAAGGGAAUGAGGCUUACUCAUUGUAUGAACACUUCUAUCUCUCAAGUGAAGAACUCAAUUACAGGAUUCACCUUAAAGGACUUACAGGGACAGCCGGCAAAAUAAGCAGCAUCAGCCAACCAGGAAAUGAUUUUAGCACAAAGGAUGCAGACAACGACAAAUGUAUUUGCAAAUGUUCACAAAUGCUAACAGGAGGCUGGUGGUUUGAUGCAUGUGGUCCUUCCAACUUGAACGGAAUGUACUAUCCACAAAGGCAGAACACAAAUAAGUUCAACGGCAUUAAAUGGUACUACUGGAAAGGCUCAGGCUAUUCGCUCAAGGCCACAACCAUGAUGAUCCGACCAGCAGAUUUCUAAACACCCCAGUCCACCUGAGGAACUGUCUCGAACUAUUUUCAAAGACUUAAGCCCAGUGCACUGAAAGUCACGGCUGCGCACUGUGUCCUCUUCCACCACAGAGGGCGUGUGCUCGGUGCUGACGGGACCCACAUGCUCCAGAUUAGAGCCUGUAAACUUUAUCACUUAAACUUGCAUCACUUAACGGACCAAAGCAAGACCCUAAACAUCCAUAAUUGUGAUUAGACAGAACACCUAUGCAAAGAUGAACCCGAGGCUGAGAAUCAGACUGACAGUUUACAGACGCUGCUGUCACAACCAAGAAUGUUAUGUGCAAGUUUAUCAGUAAAUAACUGGAAAACAGAACACUUAUGUUAUACAAUACAGAUCAUCUUGGAACUGCAUUCUUCUGAGCACUGUUUAUACACUGUGUAAAUACCCAUAUGUCCUGAAUUCACCAUCACUAUCACAAUUAAAAGGAAGAAAAAAACUCUCUAAGCCAUAAAAAGACAUAUUCAGGGAUAUUCUGAGAAGGGGUUACUAGAAGUUUAACAUUUGGAAAAACAGUUAGUGCAUUUUUACUCCAUCUCUUAGGUGCUUUAAAUUUUUAUUUCAAAAACAGCGUAUUUACAUUUAUGUUGACAGCUUAAUUUUAAGUUAAUGCUCAAAUACAUAUUUCAAGUUUAUAUGGUAGAAACUUCCAGAAUCUCUGAAAUUCUCAACAGAAAUGUGCCAUUUUAGUUUAUAUGCAGACCUACUAUUUUUUUCUGCCUGAUUGUUAAAUAUGAAGGUAUUUUUAGUAAUUAAAUAUAACUUAUUAGGGGAUAUGCCUAUGUUUAACUUUUAUGAUAAUAUUUACAAUUUUAUAAUUUGUUUCUGAAAGACCUAAUUGUGCCUUGUGAUAAGGAAACUUUUUAUUUUUAAUGAUGAGGAAAAUUAUACAUUUCAUUCUAUGACAAAGAAACUUUACUAUCUUCUCACUAUUCUAAAACAGAGGUCUGUUUUCUUUUCUAGUAAGAUAUAUUUUUAUAGAACUAGACUACAAUUUAAUUUCUGGUUGAGAAAAGCCUUCUAUUUAACAAAUUUACAAAGCUAUAUGUCUCAAGAUUCACCCUUAAAUUUACUUAAGGAAGAAAAUAAUUGACACUAGUAAGUUUUUUUAUGUCAAUCAGCAAACUGAAAAAAAAAAGGGUUUCAAAGUGCAAAAACAAAAUCUGAUGUUCAUAAUAUAUUUAAAUAUUUACUGAAAAUUUGAGAACACAGGGCUGGGCGCAGUGGCUCACACCUGUAAUCCCAGUACAUUGGUAGGCAAGGUGGGCAGAUCACCUGGGGUCAGGAGUUCAAGACCAGCCUGGACAACAUGGUGAAACCCUGUCUCUACUAAAUAAUACAAAAAUUAGCCAGGCGUGGUGGCGGGCACCUGUAAUCCCAGCUACUCGGGAGGCUGAGGCAGGGAGAAUUGCUUGCACCCAGGAGGUGGAGGUUGCAGUGAGCCAAGAUCGCACCACUGCACUCCAGCCGGGGCAACAGAGCAAGACUCCAUCUCAAAAAAAAAAAAAAAAAAAAAAGAAACAAAAGAAAA
Gorilla gorilla gorilla (western lowland gorilla) is the source of this 3558-nucleotide messenger RNA. It is a transcript of the gene ANGPT2, whose product is annotated as angiopoietin 2. The transcript is spliced from 9 exons. Gene Ontology annotation, biological process: blood coagulation. The record is from RefSeq and is a predicted model, not a curated record. NCBI's taxonomy places the organism in Eukaryota, Metazoa, Chordata, Mammalia, Primates, Hominidae. The coding region runs from base 507 to 1997 and encodes 496 amino acids.